Helicoverpa zea (corn earworm) is the source of this 28641-nucleotide messenger RNA. Its product is annotated as titin homolog. The record is from RefSeq and is a predicted model, not a curated record. The coding region runs from base 219 to 27893 and encodes 9224 amino acids. Lineage: Eukaryota; Metazoa; Arthropoda; Insecta; Lepidoptera; Noctuidae. Gene Ontology annotation, molecular function: protein binding. The transcript is spliced from 31 exons.
AAGCCUACAAGCGUCCUGAAUUCGUGGAGGAACUCCGCGCUCUCCUGACUGAGCAGGGGACGGUGUCGCUCGAGUGCAAGGUGGUCGGCGUGCCCACGCCCGUGCUGAGGUGGUUCAAGGACAGUCGCGAAAUAAAAGCCGGCGAUGUGUUCGCGUUAACAGCGAAUGCGGAAGACCCCACCUCUCUCGGCACGUACACUUGUGAGGCGGUGAACUGCAUGGGCCGAGCCUACUCCUCAUCGAAGGUCCAUGUCGUCGGCCGCGGCAGCAGGGAGGGAUCCGCUAGGCCGAGUACCAGCAGCGUAACUCCAGAGCCUCCGCCGAUCUUCACGAAGGAGCUAGAGGACCAGUUCGUGAGGGUCUGCGAGCCUCUGACCCUGGGCUGCCACGUGGUGGUGCCACCCUGGCCUCGCAGCGUCGUCUGGUACAACAAGGAAGGGAAGGUGGAACCCAGCGAGAGGUACCACGUGCUAGAAGACGGGGCCGGUGGGUACUUGCUGGAGGUGCCGUGCGCCGAGUGGCCUGACGAGGGAGAGUGGAAGUGCGUCGCAACCAGCAGCGGCGGCCGCGUGGGCAUCUCCACUUGCUAUGUCACUAUGGAUGUGCCCAAAAACUACCGAAAACCGAGAUUCAUGGAGAACCUUCAAGCGGUGUUAACAGAAGAAGGCCUAGUCUCCUUCGAGUGCAAAGUUGUAGGCUUCCCAACACCUGUACUCAGCUGGUUUAAGGAUGGACAAGAACUGAAGCCAGGAGACGUCUACCAACUAACUGGUACCAACUCCUUAGGGUCUUACUGCUGUAUAGCCAGGAACUGCAUGGGCCAAGCCAGCAGUUCUGCUGAACUGACCGUCGAGGAUAUCCAGAACCAGUUGAAUGAAGAAGAGAAACUACAGCUGUUCUCCAAGAAUCAGGCGCCGAAGUUCAUCCAGGGUUUGAAGAGUGUCGAAGCUAAAAUUGAUGAGCCAUUCCGUUUUUCAGUUAAAGUCGCCAUUCCGCCUGAACCGUCGGUACUAUGGUACCGAGACGACCAGCCGGUGGACGAGUCUUCUCGCUGCCACCACGGCCGGGAAGACCGAGGGGUGUUCUACCUCGACAUCCAAAGCCUCGAGUUCCUCGACCAAGCCGAGUGGAAAUGCGUCGCUAUGAACGACUUCGGACACAGCGUCACCUCCUGUUUCCUCAAACUAAUCAUACCUAGACACUAUAAGAAACCUCGAUUCUUAGAGAAUCUUCAAGCAAUAUUGUCUGAUGAGGGGGCCGUGAACCUCGAAUGUAAGGUCAUUGGUGUCCCUCAACCUGUACUGAAAUGGUACAAAGAUGGUGAAGAACUCAAGCCAGGUGACAUUCACAGGAUCAUAUCUGGCCAAGAUGGCACUUGCUGUCUAGGAACUUAUACGUGUGAGGCACAGAACUGUAUGGGUAUUGCCGCCAGUUCUGCUUCACUACUUGGCUUUGAAGAUUCAAUGAAAGCAAAGAAGAAGAAAGCUGAAGAACAGGCUUUGCAAAGGAACUUAUCCCUCAGCACUAUACAUGAAGAAAGAACUUCACAGAUGUAUGAUACUCCUGUUGGCGAUGUAACUACUCUUGAUGAUAAAGGUGAGAUCUCAUUCUCUUUUGAUGGGAAAGAAGUAUCGGUGUCUCUGUACGAAACUCCGGACUUGACCGAAGAAGAAGCUUUACAAAUUGUUGAAAUGUAUGCUGACCAAUUAUCAGAAAACAUUACAGAACACAAUGUGGUUGAACUCCCUCCAUUAAGAUUCGUGAAAGAAACUUCGACGUCUGGUAAUUUGUUGAUGGAGGCAGUUAUAAUUGACGUCUCACCCGAUUACUUUGUGCCUGAUGAAGAUAUGCGUACUGAAGCAGAUAUCGAAGAUAUAUCGAUAGCCGACGAAAACGGUCCACCUCAGUUGUCGUUAGACCAAGAUAUUGGAAUGGGAGGAGAGGACUAUUUAGAGAAAACAAUGGCAAUGAUGUCGGAAGAAAAGUCAGAUGUUUCUCUUAAAUUAGGGAGGAAGAAGUCGGAUUCCCAGAGAAGUGCCGAUGACUUUUUCAGUUUAUCACGAGAUCAAUCUCUGUCUGAAGAAAAGAGGGAUGAUGACACUCAAGCGAUGUCGGAUCUACAAAGUUUUGCGAGCGCGCACAGUUCUGGAAAGCCUAAAUCUAAAUCUUCAAAGCCUUCAGGAGAGGAUGGUCAGGAAUCAUCAGAGCCUACAAAAACUAUUCUAUUUAAGGAUGAAGUUUUGCGUCAGUCGUCAUUUGAAGCAGAGCCGUCUCCUGUUAUUAAGCCCAAGAGAGAAAGGCGCACCAGUCGUAGUUCAAGACGAUCCAGCUCAGGCAGUGAAAAGUCGGUAAGCAAAGCCAGGGAAGACGUCCUCAGGAAAAAAGAGUCCGUAGAAAUAGAAUUACCCAAGAAACCGUCAAUUACAGAUGAAGAAUUUAAGAAUAAAAUGGUCAACAUCAGCACUUCGCUAUCUAAAGUAAUAAAUGACGUUCAAAUUAUUGAAAGAGAUAUCAUUCUCAAGUCUGAACUCAUGUCAUCGGCAGCAACGGCUUCGAGAAGCUUAGAAAUUAUAAGUAGUUUAAUUUCUCCAUUGUCGGAAAUACAUAGUAUUGCAGAUGCUGUUAAAGAAUCUGCUGUUGAGUCUAAAGAGGUCAGCAGUACAUUAUUUAAUAGUCUGCCGCAGCCAUUGAAGGCUCUUCAACAGUCAUUAGCCUUUAUUGAAAAGUGCAUUGAUAUGGAGAGUGACAGUAGAACUCUUGUAAAAAAGACUUGCGUAGCAUUUAUCGAAACGUGUGGAAGUGAAAUGCAGAAAUUAAUAACAGACAUUAAUUCUGUAACAGCUACAGAUUAUUUGCUCACUGAAGACAGAGUUCUUACAGAAAUCGAGUCAUUAAAUAAGGAAAUGAGUACAGUUAUCAAAUUUUCCGCAGACACUAUCAAAGCCAGAAAUCUUCUUAGCGAAGCAAGUGAAAUCAAAGUCGACGAACCUUCUCUUGAAGUCAAACAUCUGAGGGAUACUCAAAAGGCAGUAUUUGAAUUGAAAAGUCCUCUGAUGUCUUUGCUCUGCAUCGCUGAAAGUGCUGGAAGUGGUAAAAUUAUAGAUGUUGCUAAAGUACGCAACAGUGAAGUUAUUCUCAACGAUAUGUCCGGUUCCAUACAGGACUUGCAAACAGCUCUAGAACAAAUUGAAACACUGUCGGUAAAAGAAUCAACUUCACCGUUACAUAAAUACAAUACUGAAAUUAUUGAAACUGUUAUGGAGUCAGUUGUUAAGCUAAGAACUUCUUUUGAACAACUCUCUACUGAAUCUGAAGGUGAAGAUCAAGCCGUCCUUAAGGAAGCAGUAGCCUCAAUUAAAGAAAACCUCAACAAAAUAUCGUCACAAAUAGAGGUGAUUGAAAAGAACGUUGGCACCUUUGACGUCUUGCAGAGUGAGAAUAAACUGGAUGCUUUGCAAAAGAUGGCCCAAAUCCUUAUUGCUUUGGAAAAUAACCUGCCAAGAUUAGAGCCGUUGCCAGAAAUUAAAAAGCACAUGACGGUGUUUCACAAAAACUUGACGAAAGUGUUAGAAAAUGUAAUAGAAAGUAACGAGUCUAAGAAAUAUUUCACUCUUAUGGAAAUUUGUGACGCAGUUAAUAGAAUUAAUGCGUCCAUAAAGAAUCUAGAUGUCGAUAAUGUAUUGCCUCUUGCGAGUCUACACAACACGUUAAGGAUUAUACAAGACCAGUUUAUCACGAAUGUUUUUGAUUCAGAGCUGAAUUGUUCACUUCUUACUAAUAUAGCAGACACCUUGGUUGGUAUUCAGGAAGCUAUCAAUACGGCGGAAGAAAUGACCAUACAUGUUGAUUCUGAACACGUAAAGGCUAUAGCACCUCAUGAGUACGGCGAAACGAAAGCUAAAGUAGCAAUUGAACAUAUUGAUCAUGCAAUAGCUGCAAUUGAAAAUGUGAAAGCAAUAGAAUCCACUCAAGAAUUUAAGACAAGCAUUACGCCCACACUGGAGAAUAUUUGCCCUGUUUUAGAAGAACUGAAAAAGAGUAUAGCUUCAACUAAAGCUAGUGGAAUCGAAGAAGAACAUAUUUCUGAUAUAUCAGAUAAAUCAUCAUUUGCCCAAACAUUCGCUACUCCACUCUGUGAACUUAACCAGAAUAUAAUGGUUUUGAAUCAACAGAUAGUGGAAAAUAUUGAAAGCUUCAAACAAAAUAGUGAAAUUAUAACAACUAUAGCAGAACCACUUCAUGAGCUUCACACAACUUUAGAAAUAUUACAGCAGGAUGUUAUAUCUCAAUAUGGUGAAGAUGUAACUCCUUAUGACGUAAGUGUAAAUAUGGCUAGCGCUGUACAAAAUCUACAAAGCUGUAUUUUAAUGAUACAAGAACAGGCUGGAGUAGAAGCGGCUGAUGAAAUGUCAACAUUAGAAGAUAUAUCAGGAAUAAAAACAACAGCAGACACUCUUCCGUCUGACCGCUUAGUGCUACCAACUGCCGAAGAAACUGCUAUUGAACAAGCGAUAUUGCCUUUCAAUCAGGAGGUUCAAAGUACAGCAACAGCACAAGCAUUACAAACUUUGAAUGAACACAUCACUGUAUUACAAACUCCAGAAAUAAUUGAUGCAUUAGAUACGUUAUCUGAAGUCAGUGAUUAUUCUAGUCUAAAGUCAUUCGUUAUAGGAUUAGGUGAAUUGCAUUCAGGAAUCGAAGAGGUUCUACACCCUCUUAUUAUGGAGGGAUCAAAUGAAAUACCUAAUUUAUUGAACCCGUCAAAGCUUACAGCUAUUGCUGAGCCGAUGCAGGAACUACAGCAAAGUUUGUCGGUGUUAGACACAAGCAACAUUCCAAUAUAUGAAAAUUUGUUAGAAAUGCCGACGGAAAGAAUACAUUCCGUGAUUCAGAGCGUAUCUGAAUUUAAAGAGCAUUUAGAUAAGUGUAUGCUCGCUGUAUUCCCUGCUAUGCAAACGGCCAAUAAUACAGUUGAGAUAGCAAACAAAGUUGGCACACUAAGAGAAGUGUGCGAGCAUUUAAAAGACAUUAUUGAAACUACUAAAACUGUCGAAAAUAUUCCAGUGCCAGAAGAAGUUAAAGCAUUGGAACGCACUGUUGAUAGUUUACUUGAUGCUACCGAUGUCUCCAAAGGAAUCAAAAUCGAGCAGGUGAAAACUAUUACAGAAGAGUUAUAUGAAAAAGUCGCUACUGUGCAAGAAGAACUCAUACAAUUUACCCCGCAAGCUCCAGAAAAGUUGGCUAAAGAAGUUGCAUUAAUUCAAACUAUUGAUGAAGUGCAAAGUAACAUUGCUGUACUAGAACAGUAUGAUUUUGUGGACCUAUCUCGUGCUUCAGACUUGACAUGUACUUCACCACAAGUAGCCGUGGAAAUAGAAUCUGAUUCUCUUAUGCUGAUGGAAGAUAUUGUAGAUAGUGCCGUUAAUGUGGUGCAAGAUUCCAAACCAGACUUGCCAAUGGCAGACCUUAUGAUAGUUGAAGACUUUUUCAAGACUUGUAAAAGUGAAUUUACAAUUUUGCGUUGUCUAAUAUCAAAAGCUACAACUCAUAAAAAGAUAAUAAGAUUAUUACAAGAGUUUACUUCUCUACAAAGUACAAUCAACGAUUUUAAAAUAAAGAAAUCGGAACUCAAACUAACUGAUGACCUCAACGGCUGUUUAGCUACUUUCCUUAUUCAUGCUGAUGAUUGCCUCGAGAAUGUUCAAAGCUCUCUCGUGAAGAUAGUGGACUCUCAAGCUGAACUUUUGAUUAAAGCACCAUUGGACAAGUUUGAAAAUUCAGUUAGCUUAUUAGAAACAGUAAAGAAAACUAAAGACGACAAACAAAUCAUUGAAACAGUUGAUAAGUUUGUACAAAUUAUUGAAACCGCCAAAUCUUCUCUGCAAAAUAUACAGAUUGAGAUUGUUGACGAAAUUAAAAGUGCGAGGCCUAGUAAGAUUGAGGAUAGUACACUAUCUGACAUGAUCGAAGAAUUCGCCACAUUUAUCGAAGCAGAAAAACUGAAAAAUGAGGAUAUGGGCACAACAGAAAUGCUUGAAAAGGUAUCAGUAUGUAUCGAAAAACAUAACGAUUUCAAAGAUGCGAGUGGUACAGGAAAAACUUUGAUCUUGUUGAAAUGCCUAUCAGACUGCACAGACAUAUUACAAGAGAGUCUUCUGCAAGUGAAGAUUCCGAAACAAAAGUUAGAAGAAGGACCUCUGAAAGCAGUUUUGACGGAAAUGCUGGAGCCUUUACAAGCACUACACAGUCAACUAACAAAUGUUCAAGAACAAGUCCUAAGAGGUGUGGAUGAAGAUUCAAUAUCUGUUGAUAUCACAACUACAGAAUCUCUUGUACAGACCAUGACAGAGAAACAUAAAGAAAUGAUGGAGAGGAUGGAAACAGAAGAAGUAAUUGCCAAUGAAGAGAUUUCUCUAAUCAUGGAAGUGGAUAAAGAAAUACACUCUAUACAAGAUAGUCUGCGAUCUUUAGAAAACGCUCAAGUCGCACAAGUUGUAAAGGAAAUUGCUAAGCCGGUGGAAGAUAUUGAGAAGUCAAUGCACUCUAUUUUGACUUCGGAAAAAACAACUGCUUACAGUGAAGAACUUCCAAAAGAUGUCAAUUCGAAUAUCGAUUCUUUGGAAAGCGCAAUUGACCGUUUCAUAGGUAUUGAAAUGGAUCUGUUAGUCGCAUCAGGCACUUUUAGCGACGCUGACUUGAAUGAAAGCCUCACAAUAGCGAGCGAACUGCAAGGACUAUUGGCACUAAACCCCGAUGAUUCGGCCUCUUCCAAAAUAUCAGAAUUAAAAACUAAAAAAAUUAAGUCCCUUAAAGCUAUAAUGUCGAAAUUCGAUUGGCAAAGUACAGAAGUGUACAAUGGCAAGAACCCAUUAGAAAUUGAAAACAUGAAGCACGUAUUCCUUGCCGCUUAUCAGCUAUUGGUUGAAUUGGACAAAGUAGAUAAAUUGGAAAAUGUUGAACUUAAAGAAGAAAAAGCUAAGCAAAUUAUUCAGCAUAUUGAUCAAUACAUUGAGUUGAUUGAAAUAGUUGAAGAAAUAUCAGCUAUCAUAAAGAUUGACGAUUUGAAAGAGACUAUUGAUAUUGCGAAAGAAUUACGGGAAAGCAUUGCUGCUUCAGAACUAAUUACAGAAGAAGAGGCAGGUCUUGGUCGGGAGACAGAAAUUCGCAAAGAACAAACCAGACUGGCGCAGAAACUCCAAACAGCAUUGUCUGCUCUGCAAGUUCAAGUCCUUGAACACGUGCAAGAGUUAGCGCCAACGCUUAGUACUGAGGUUUUACAGCGCAUUACCAGAGUAACUGCCCAGUUGAGUGCAGACUUGGUUGCUGUUACAGGAAUUCGAGUUGCACUACAGGCUCCAGCUGAGCCUCUAACUGAAAUCGAACAGGCGACAGUAGAGUCUCAAGCAGUCGUAGCCAUUCCAGAACUAGUUACAGCUACAGAAUCAGAAGAAACUAUUCUAGAGCAAACUGGUGUAGUAGAUCAAUUAUCGUCUUCUGAGCAAUUAUUUGUAACAACAGAAAUGUUGGAAAAAGCUAUCGCUGUAACUAAGGAAACAGUCACAUCGGAAGAUGCUGAAAUUAUAGCCUCAGAAACAACUUUAGAAUCGGCUAGCCCUCAAAUUGAUGAAACACUUGCUGUUGAGGGUACUCAAGCCAUUGUUAUGGAAACAGCUAAAUCUGUAGAUACAGAAGCAGUUAUAAAGGAAGAUGUAAAACUUAGUGUUGUUGAUAAUCAAGCUCAAGAAGUAGCUUCUUCAGAGAUAUUGGAGACGGAAUCUGUUAGUGCUGUUGUGAUAGAAGACCUUGGACCAGUGCUGCACGAAGUUGAAGUGGAUGAGAAGCAUGUUGAUAUUGGAUUAAGCCAAACAGCUGAACUACAAGAGCCACUUAAAGCUACUAUCGAACUGUUAGUUCAACAUAUAGACCAGUUUAUGUGUGAUGAUAUAACAGAAAUAAUAAACGAACUGUCCAACGUCAUCAAUGCUGAAGAAUUGAAGCAAUCUAUUAGUAUUGCCAGAGAAUUGCGUGAGAACAUCGCUGCUUCUGAAGUCGAAUUAAAAGCAGAAACUAGUGAUGUUCUGAAGGAUGAUGUCAGUACAGGAAAUGCACAAUUAGCACAACAAUUGUAUACAGCCUUAGCAGCGCUUGAGAACUUAUCAUUAGACACUUUAGCAGAUGUCCCUUCAAUCAACAAAGAUACUUUACAACGUGUUGCUGCAAUCACUGAAAGUUUACGAACUGAUCUUGCAGCGGUCGUCGCAACACAAACCGUAUUUGAAGAAGCAAAGCUUGAACAAUUGGAAUCUGAUACCAAGCAAAUAGAUACAGAGUUAGAAGUGGCUAAUGAAACUAUUCCAGCUGAUAAAAUGAAGGCCACGACAAUUGCAGUAGGUAUAGUACAAACUUCUGUAUCAGAAGUUAAAGAUGUAAUGACGAUGCAAAAAGCAGAUGAAGAAACUGUGAAAGAAAUGCAAGCCGAGGCUACAUUAAUGGAACAGUUGGAAACUCAUGCUUCUCUUACAUUGGCUGAGAAAGAAACGUUUAAAAUCAGUGCGACAAUUGAUGAAGCAGUAGCCAUUCCUUCAGACACUGAACCUAUUACUUUGGAAGAAGUAACGGAGAGUGAAAUUAAAGCAGUCAGUUUCGAGCAGGCGGUGCAGAAGUCUGAGGAGCCACUCAAAACAGCUACAACAGAAACACUAUUACAAUACAUCAAUGAUUACUUAUCCGACAACAUUAUUGAAACAAUUGAUAUAAUAUCUGCAACACUUAACGUUGAUGACCUUAAACAAUCGAUAGCAUUUGCAAGUGAUUUACGUGUGAGCAUCGAGAUGGCUGAAAAACCUGUAGAGGCACAAUACGAGCAACUUCAACAACUACAAAAUGCUUUAUCUGCAGUCCAGGAACUUACUUUACAAACUGCUGAUGAAGUAAAACAAGUGAUCGGAAACGAUGUUUUACAGCAAUUAGCCGAUACAAGCACACAUUUAUCAACAGAAAUUACAGCUAUUAUAUCUCAAGCAAAUGUACAACUGGCAGAAGAAAGUAAAGCAAAAUCAGACGAGGAUAAUGUUAAAUCGUCCCAGAAAUCAGAUGAAUCUGACACUACAAGUCUGGAAAAAGUUCUUGAACAAUCAGAGAGUAGCGUCGAAGUUAUCACGGACAUUUCACCAGAGAAUGUCACAGCACUUGAAACUGGACCGCUUUCUACAGAAAUUACUACAGAAAUAACAACUUCUAAUGAGACUCUCACAACAAACCAAGAACAGGUCGCCCUUGAAAUAGUAACCCAACAUAUUAGUGAGGAUUCCAAGAAAACUAGUGCUGAACUUGGAGUCGAAAAUUCACUCAAAACAGUUGUUGAAACUGAACAACUGAUAACAGAGAGUACCACUACUGAUAGUACUGUUGUCACUGAUGAUACAAAAGAGCCCGUCAAAGAAUCUCAAGCACUAGAAAUCUCGGAAACUAUCCCCGUCACUGACUCAAUAAUUAGUGAUGAGGCUCAACAAAACAUAGAAUCAGCUGCUGAAUCAGCAAACGUGACUGAAGAAUCUGUACGUAGUGAAGGUGUUGUUUCUGAACAACCAAUAGUGCUCGAAGAAGUGACUCCAAGCGAUGCUAAGCAAGACAGCUCUUUGAAAGUUACGGAAGUAAUAAUGGAGCCUUUGGAUUCUACUGUAACAAUCACUAAGGUUUCCUUAACUGAGCAAGUAGGUGAUAUGAUUUCGGAAAGUCCAAUAGAAGUUGUUGAUGUUAAAGAACAAGACCAAAGUGUACUAAAAGAUAUAACUUCAACUGCUGCAGUUGAAACUGAAGCUCAAAAAGCAGAAAAUAUCGUGCAGAUAGCUCCAGAAAAUAUAGUCACUGAUAUUGUAAUCAGCGAAGAAACAUUGCCGUUGGACGGUGUAACAACAUCGGGAGAGGCUAUAGUAGAAAAAAUCGCAGCAAGCGGGGAUGAAGUUGUUACUGUUGAGGAUAUUAUUUCACUUGAACAAGAUAAGCCACAUUCUCAAACUGCUGAACUAAAAAUAGUUGAUGAAAUAAAUGUUACAAAACUUGGUGAACCUUUGCCAUUAGAGACUGUUGUUCAAUUAGAUACACCAUCCAAUGAAAGUAAAUUUGCUACUGAAACUUUACCGCCAGAGGGUGUAACUACAUCGGAAGAGGCCAUAUUAAAGAAAAUCGCAAUAUGUGGGGAUGAAGUUGUUCCUGUUGAGGAUGUUAUUUCACUUGAACAAGAUAAGCCAGACGCUGAAACUGCUGAACUACAAAUAAUAGAUGAAAUAAAUGUUACAAAACUUGGUGAACCUUCACCAUUAGAGACUGUUGUUCAAUUAGAUACACCAUCUAAAGAAAGUGAACUUGCUACUGAAACUUUACCUUUAGAGGGUGUAACCACAUCGGAAGAGGCCAUAGUAGAGAAAAUCGCAGUAAGUGGGGGUGAAGUUGUAACUGUUGAGGAUGUUAUUUCACUUGAACAAGAUAAGCCAGACGCUCAAACUGCUGAACUACAAAUAGAAGGUGAAAUAAAUGUUACGAAACUUGGUGAUCAAUUACCCUUAGAGUCUGUUGUUCAAUUAGAUACACCAUCUAAAGAAAAAGGGGCUGAUCAAGAAUCCGUAGCAUUAUCUUCACCUGUUGUUGAUACAGAGUCUCAAAAUAUAGAAACUAAUACCCAAAAUGUUAGUAAAGAGGGAUCAAAGAUUGUGUUAGAAGAACAGUCAAUUUUACCUGUAGAUCAAACUGCUACCAAACAACUUCCCGAAGAAGAAAAAGCAGUUGAAGAAUUAUCUAAAAAAUCUAUGUCUCUUAUCGAAGCAGAAUCCAAUAAUGCUGACCAACAGACCAUAACAGAAAGUGAAAACGUUGAUAAAACAGCAACUCAGAAUUUGUUGGGUUCAGAGAAACAGAUCAAUGAUUCUAAAGAUCAGGCACAACUUACCAAAGAACUACUAGAAGAUGAGUUUAAGGACGCAGAAUCGUCCUUAUCUGAUAUUGAUAAAAACCUCCCAAAUGUGCCUGUUGAACAGUUGCCUACAGAACAACCCACCAUAGAAGAAGGAGCGAUCACGGAAACUCCAGAAAAAUCAUUACCGAUUAUUGAAGCAGAGUUCAAAGAUGCAGAAUCGUCUGUAACUGAAAUUGAUAAAAAAGAAACGAAGGACUUGGUCGAUUUAGAGAAGCAAACAAAUAUUUCAGUUGAGCAGGUAGCCAAAGAUCAGCCCGACAUAAAAGAAGGUGUAGUCCAAGAAUCCUUAGAAGUAUCCUCAGUUAUCGAAUCAUAUUCGAAAAAAUUGGAGCAGUCCAUAACUGAAGGUAAAGAAGUUGAUGUAAAAGAAACUGGUGAGAAUUUAUUAGACGCGGAGAAACAGAUGAAUGCUUCUACUGUACAUGAAGUAACCGUAGAUAACGCUGAUACACUAAUUAUUAUGGAAGCCAAAUCUACGCCUUUAGAGCAAACAACAACUGAAGCAAAAGUAGAUGUAGUUGAAAACGCCAUAGUUAAUAUCGAGACUGAAAAUACCCAGGCUAAAGCAGUGCAAUUAGAACCUGAAAAAGACAGUGCUAUAGCAGAAAGCUUUGAAGAGACUUGUAAACAAGCGACCGAGAAUGAAGCCGUUACAACAGCGGGUAGUGAAGUUGCUGAUUUAAGUCCAGCUGAUCUAGCUUCAGCUGCAACAGCAGUGACUGAUGUAGAAGAAUCUUUAGUGCAAGAAAAGGUUACAACUUCAGAAUUGACCAAUCAACCAGCUGAUCAGGGAACAGAAAGUGUUAGUACAAUACCGACGGACGUAUCAGAUUCAGGAAAUGAACAGGCCGUAGUUGAGAAAACUAUCCAAGCAGAAAAAACAAUCGUUAAUGAAGUGGUGGAAAAAUCACUCGAAUGUAUCGGUAAAACUCCAGAAGUUAUGGAGGCAACCCCAGUUCUUCCAUCUUCCGGUGAAACAAUUACAUCUGAUGGAGCUAUAGCAACGGAAACAGAACCAGUAGCUGAUAGCAAAGCAACUAAUAUUCUUGAAGACAGUAAAAAGAGUGCAAGUGUUACUGUUACUACAACUAUGACUGAUGAGAUAACUUCAACAAAGGCUACAGAAGAAUCUUCUCAACCAACGGAUGCCAUUAAGAUUGGCAUUGAAACACUUUUGAACACACUUGAUGAAUAUCUAUCUAACGAUAUUAUUGACACAGUCGGUAAGUUGUCUGUGACAUCAGAAAAUACAGAAAUUGCAAAAUCAAUCCUAGUCGCUCAACAACUGCGUGAUAGUAUACUCCAAGACAUUGUAUCCAAAAAUACUGAAAUUAAAAUAAAUAACGAUCAAUUUGCGUUAGUUCAAGACUUGAAUAGCGCUUUAUUAGCCUUGCAACUAGUAGCUCUUGAAAGUAUAGAACAAAUAGACGGAACAACCAACAAAGAAAGGUUGAUAAAGGUUCUUAAUAUUAGUGAAUCAUUUGCUAGCGUACUUGAUGUUUUAAUAUCAGAACGUUCGAAAGCGUCUGUGGAUAAUGAAAACGUUGAUAAGUCAAAUUCCAAGGUUUUGGAGAAAAUAGAACCUGAGCCUGAAAUUAGAACGGAAACUUCAAUAAUUGUUGCUGAUAGUAAUGAAUCUCUAACUGCUGAAACUUCACUUGCUAAAGAGAAAAUCUUGACAGAUUCGAACCCACCAUCAAAUACUCUUGAUACUGAUGAAGAAAAUAAAAAGGACAGUAACGAAAGUGAAGAAACAGUCUUUAAUAAAGAUGAAGCAACUACAGAGAUUGCCAAAACACAUGAACUCGAAAUCAAUGCGAAUGAAAAGGUUACCAUAAACCAAGAUAAUAAUAGUAACGAAACUAAAUUACAAACAGCCAAAGCUAAUGUUGAAGAAACGGGGCUAGAAUCAAAACCAACAACUCAUAGUGAAGUAAUUGAAUCUUUGCUUAUAGAAACCGCUAAAACUAUAAUAAUACCAGUAGUGGGGGAAGAGUUUGAUAUUCAAGAAUUAGCUGCCAACGUAGGAGUUUCUGAAAAACAUGAAGACAAUGAAUCAAGUGUGGAUAUUAACGUAACAAAAUUACAAGAUAAAGGUAAUAAGUCUAUAGACGAACUAAAGAAAUCAGGCGAUGAAUCGCUUUUGAAAGAAAGUACAACACCACCUGAUUUGGAAAUUGCUGUUUGUGAUCCAAAAGAACAACAUUCUGAACUAGAAAUACAGAAUGACUUAUAUGAAGAGUCAGUAGAUAAUCUCAUUGAUACUGAUGGCUUAGUUACGACAGAAUUGGAAAAUUCUCCUGUAAUUGCGACAGAAACAAUCCCUAGUCAUGAAUCAGAUGGUACUCGGGACGAUAAAAGCGAGACAGUUACAGUUUACGAUUAUUCAAAAACUGUUCAAGGACAGGACGACACACACUUUGAAACAUUCGAAGAUACACCGUCAUUGAUUGAUUGUUUGAUCGAUGACAUUAAGACAAGACAUGGACAAACACCUUUUGAAGUAGGCGGGUCAAAUGAAAAAUCAAUCUAUCAAUCGAUUAAAUUACCUUCAGUCCAAGAACUCAUUGAUGCAGACAUCAAUGAGGAACCAGUUCAUUUAGCAGAACCCAUAAUAUUACAUAGUCAAGUAGAAACAGAAUAUUCUACAGUACAAGAUAAUGUAGAUAACAAAGACUCCGUAGUUUGUGAAACUUUUAAGCCUUUAACCAUGGAAACUUUAAGUUCCAUUGAGGAACAAGCACUCGAAGUUAGUGUAGCAGAACAAGAUACUUCUGGCAAGUUUGUGCCUCAUCAGGAAAUUCAACCAAUCGUUUUAGAAAGUUGUCUUGAAGAAACCGCUGAACACAUAGCUGAGAUAAAAGAAGUCGAUUCUCAUGAACUUGCGGGUGAAUCAUCUCAACCUAUAGUAUUUGAAACUGUUGCAGACUUGAAAAACGAUGAGCUAUUUACUCCAGUUUUACAAGAACUAAAAAAGGAUGAAAACAAGUCCGAGCAAGCUCAAGACAAAUCUUUGAAUAAUGAAAAAGAUACUUUUGAUACAGAAAUCGUGGUAUCUGAAAGGAAUCCACCCAUUAUUUCAGAAGUAGAGCCUACUAUCGAUGUGGAUAACAGUUCCAUAUUUGAGUUUACCAAAGAUGCAAUAUCCAUCGGCGAAACAUCCGAAUCCAUUGUUUUAGAUUCUGUAACGGAUAUUGAAGAGAACCAGCAAGCCUUUUCAAUGAAAUCUGAUGAGCAGUUAACUGAUCAAACUCUGCAAGUUUACAAAAGCUUGCCACCUAUGCUGUUGGAGUCUACAACACCAAUUGAAAAUAAAAGUCACGAAUUCGCGUAUCCUAGUGUUGAAAUAAGUUCAGUACCAGAAAUGAGUGUUACUGAAACAGGUGAAGUUAUUUUAUCAGAAUCAUUGAUGAGUGAUCACAUUGAUACAACUACAGCAUCAUCGACAGAACAAUAUAAAGAUGCAAAUAAAUCGUUGAUUGAAAAUGGUCAAUCUGUAAUGCUUAUUGACUCAAUUGACACAAAAAAUGUUACUGAAGAGAUUUCAAAAAUUGAUUCAUAUCAUGAAAUUAAAACUGAUAUACCCAUGAUUUUAGAAGGUUUAAUGCCAAUGCAGGAUAUUCAACCAGUUAGUGCUACUGUUCAGAAAUCAAAUGAUGAUAAAAUUGAGAAUGUGGUUCCAACUCAAAUCGAAGAAGUUUUACUUGAGCAUUUAGAGGAGAAUGAGAAAAUUGCUGUCAAGACCUUGGAAGACAAAUUAGGAGUUAUUGCUGUACAACAGAAUACUUUACAAGUUAUAGAACAAGCACUUCCCAUCGAAGAAAUGGAAACAGUGAACUCGAAUGUUACCUACCAAGCACCGGAGGAAACUAAUUGUAAAUCGAUGUUGAGUGAGAAUUUAUGUCCAUUAAUUCUGGAAUCUUUGUCAUCUAUCGAAGAAAAGAAAUGCGAAUCGGUUGCUGCCCAGUUUACUGAAAAUAAAGAAAACGAAUCCAUGUAUUUAGAAAAUGUUAACAGUGAAAAAACCGAAUCUAUUACACCAAACAUUUGUUUCGAUGAAAAAAUGUUAGCAAGUGAGAAUAUACAACCUCUAGUUUUAGAAAACCUAGAACCCUUAAUUAAAAAUGAACAGAAUGCAAUCGGCUCAGAACUUGAAAGUAACACCUUUGGAACCGAAAUGUUUGCUCCAAGCUAUGAAACUGAAUUACUGGUGCUUGAACAAAUUGAAGACAUUAUAAAAGAUGCAGUAAAGACGAUUGAAAAUGACAUAAAUGCUAGUAACAUUCAGGAGGAUUCAGAGAAAGCUCUUACAAACAUAGAAGUCACAAGUGAAAAUAUUGUUUUCGACAAAUUGUGCGAUGAUGAUAACAAUCUGGAGGCACGAACUUAUGACGUUUCAGAAUCUUUAGAAACUGAGCGCAUUGAAGCAGAUCAUUCCAUCCAAAUUUUUGAGCCAUUAAUUUUAGAAGAAGUGACUCCAUCGGAAAUGAAAGAAAACCAUGAAACACAGAUAACUACUGUGAUAGAGUCUCAGGGUUUAAUAGAUAUCAGUGAACAUGUGCACGAUAUUGUAAAACCCUCGACUGUGGAAAAUGCUUUGUCAGACACCCCAAGUCUGAACACUGAUGGUACUUAUAAUGAUCGUAUGUCUACAGAAAAUCUAGAGUCCACAGUAAAUAAUGCUUCAACGAAAGACAUUGAAAUUGUUAAAAAAGAUGAUGCCUGGUCGCAUAGUUUAGUAAAAGGAACCGAACAAGGGGCACUCAUUAAUCACAUCGAUGAGUUUAUAUCGGAAGAGGUGUCCGAAGUGGUAGGUGAAAUUUCUGCGCUAACUAACUCAGAAGAGCUUAAAGAAACUAUUGAACUAGCUAAAGGUCUGAAAGAAAGUUUAGAGUUCGUGAUCGGCGAAGAAACUGUUUCAUUGCGUAAUGUAAACAAGGAAACAAAACAAAUUGAACAAGUAAAAUUAGCGGAACAGUUACAAGACGCAUUAUCAGUAUUACUUGAUAAAACAUUGGAGAAUGCUGAGGAUAUUGCGCCCAAAGUUGAUCCAAACGCUCUUCAAAAAGUUUCAGAAAUCAUUACGCAUUUACAGGAAGAUUUGGAGAAAGCUAUAGUAUUUGGUAUGCCUGAUAUUCUGAAUGCAGCAGAAAUAGUUGAAAUCGCUGAAGAAGAAGGAAAUUCAAUGAAACAACUGGAAGUGUUACUUCAAGAAGUAACAGAUAAAACAAAUAUUGCAACAGUUAGAGACGUUGAAGAAACCGAAGCUUUAAAAGAUGUUCUUGAUGAGGUGCAGACCGUGAUUAUUAAACUCAAGCGGGAUUACGACGGAGCAGCAAAUGACACACUCAAUGAAACUCUUGAAGAUUUAGAGUGCAGCGUGCGGAGUGUGCAGCUCCAGAUUAACGAGGACAGUCCACCUGAAUUGCUCCAGGAAGCCUGUGCUACAUUACAACUGCUAGUCAACAACAUGACUGAAACUCAAGAUGUUAGUACUCAGGUAGCUGAAACAGUGACCGUAGAAGUCAAAACCGAAAAUAUACUCGAAAAGUGUUCCACCGAUACUGAUGAAACAGUUAAACUGUUAGAAGAGGCUUCCAAUGCCAAUAGCAAGGAUGAAAAACUUUCGGGUAUUGUGUCCAGUUUGAACAUUCUUAAAGACACAAUCAAAACACUUAAACUCAGUUUUGUUGGCAACGCUGACGUUUUAAUAGAAAAAGGCGUUGAUGUUGUGCAAAGUUUAGAUCAAUUAGAAGAGAAAGUUUUCACUCUUGAAAAAGAUUUGGCUGAAGUUAAACUUAGUACUGAAAUAAGAGAUCACAUUCUUACAGCUAUUCAUUCUGUUUAUGGCAGUAUAUCGAAUAUGCGAGGAACAAUUUCCAGUAUACAAAAAAGAUAUAUGUUCGAAAACUACGGCAAACCUUCUGAAACUAUACUGCGUUCCAUUAAAAACGUGUCAGGAAUUUUAGAAAUUGAUGAUUCUAACAAACAAGGCUGGAAAGCAUAUUCCAAGUCGCUGCGAAAAGUUUUAAAUCACUUUGAAGAUAUCAAGUUUUAUAUUAAUUUAGAUAAAACUGCUCGAUUGCCAAGUGAUGCUGCAUUCACAAAGAUUAUACUCGAAGAGUUAAAAUCAAAUGUUUGUGAAACUCUUGUCCCACAAGCUUCUUUAUUAGGCCCAGAAACAACAACACGGGUAAAUAACCUAUUAGAAUGUCUAAACAAAUAUCUUACUGACAUGGAAACUAAGUCAACUGUAGAGGUAAAGGAGAAAAUUCCAGUAUUCCUAGAAAUUUCAUCGAAAAUUUACGAUGUUGUGGAUUUAAUAAAACAGAAAGUGAUUGAAAAAUCGAAGGAAAUGAAAUCAGAAGUGGCAGAAAAAGAGCCAAGUGAUGAACAAGCAAAAGUUUCUAAGGAAAUAUCUAGUGAAACUGCUGAUGUGGUGCAACCAGAGGAUGAUGUUCAUGAGUCUGCUCAUGAACCAGAAAAAAUUGGAAAAGAAGGAGAAGAUUCCACCUCCGAUACACCAACUAUAAGUAAAACCGAAGAAAAACCUGUUGAAAAGAAACAAAAGGCUCGCAAGAAAGUACUUAUACAAGAACCAGACAUAAAAUCUGAAGUGGAACAAGUUGCUUCUGAAUUCGUAGAAGAAAUCACAUCAUUAGCUGUAGCUGCUGUACAAAACUUAAUACAAUUUGCUGGUUUACAGAAAGACGAAUUGAUAGAAGAGGAUACGUCUCAUUCCAUUGAAGAGGAAGCAGAACAACAAGAGGCUAAAUUAAUUGAAAAUGAUGAAACUGUUGAACAAGAAUUGAAGGGUGAAGAACCUGAACAGAAACUAGAAGACGAAGUUCAGGAUAAUCCAGCCCAAGAAGAUGAACAAGUGGCUACAACAUCAGUUGAACAAAACGAAACCGAAAAGAAGGGUCAAGAAUCUGCCGCACAAGAAGUUGUAAUACCAAAGGAAGAUGAACUCACAGCUGAAACUGAGGUUCAAGGAGAAGUGCAUCCAGAAAAAAGCGUUGAAAAGUUAGAAAAAAGAGAAGAAGCGGAACUCACACAGACAUUAACUGUGGAGGAAACAAAAGAAUUGGAGGAGGCAACUAGUUCAGAAUUGAAAAAAGAAGCUGAUAAGAAAGAAAUAUCUGAAGAGAAAGCAGAGCAAGAUAAGGCACAGAAAGAGCCCACGCAAGAACUAGACGAAAGUGCUUCUCAACAGAAAAUGGAGGAAAAGGAUAACAAAGAAAAACCUGGAAGUGGACUAGGCGCCAAAGGUCCUGCGAUGCAAUCAUUACAAGAGCCAAAACAAGACCAACAAGAUGUUGAAGAAGAAAGAAAAGAUUCUGAGGAAGGAGAAAUAAGCGAUGACGCUCAAAAGGCAGCAGAAGAAAAACAACCAGCCGAGCACGAUCUUCAAAAAGAUGACGCUCAAAAUGUAAGUGCAAAAGAAGAAAUUGUUUCUGACAAAGAGGCAGUUGAAAGUGUAAAAGUUCAGUCAGAGACGGAGGGAACCGAUCAAGGAGCUGAACAAAGUCUGGAAAAAGAACCUGAAAAAGAUCAGGAGUCACAGGAUAUUAAAGAACUCAAAACAGAACCACAAGAAGUUCUUGAAAAACCAGACAAGGAUCAAGCUACACAAGAACAACCACUUGUUCAAGAAGAAGACACAAAGCUUGAGCAAGACGACAAGGCCAGUAAGGAUGAUAAGGGUGCCAAGCAUGAAUCCGAAGGAAGUAUCAAUCAACAAUUACAAGAAGAAAAGAAACGUGAUAGCAGUCUCGAUGAACAGCUUAUACAGAAACAAGAAGAGGUCGAGGCACAUGACAAUGUUAAAGAGAGCCAACCUGAAGGGAAGGAUAGCAGCUCUCACAAAGAAUCCACAGGUAGAGAAGAACCUUCUGAAGAGCUGGACACUGAAAAAACAACGUCGGAAGAAAAGACUGAUGUAUCAAAACAAAUUGAUAUCGAAGUUAAACAAGAUGCCGGUGAAUCUGAGAAAAAGUCUGAAAUAACUGAUACAAGACAGGAAGAUGAAGUUUCAGCCCCAAAGACAGAAGUAGAACAGGCUGACACAGAUGUGAAAAAACAAGAACAAGUAGAGCAAGAACCUCAAAAAGUAGAACAAGUGGAAAAAGAUGGAGAUUUCGAUGAGAAAGAGAAAAAACAAAAGGAAAAAGUAACAAAAGAGAACGAAACACAUUUAGAUGAAGAGGAAACACAAAAACGUCAGGAUGAGGAACUUGAAAAAGUUAAAACAGAUAUGAAAACUUUAGAUGAAGAUAAAUCUGAAAGUACAAAAGAAGAGAUUGUUAAGCAAGACAAAGAAGAGGCUGAAAAGAAGAAACUAUCGAAAAAGGAAACAGCAGAAAAACGACAAGAACAAAAGGAUGAAACUGAGAGAAACAAAAAAGCGCUUGACGAAGAAGAUGUAAGUCAACAAUCCGACGUCAAAGAACUGCAACAAGAGGAUGCUACAGCGGAACAGGUUAAGAAAGAUCCCAGUGAGGCUGAAAAAGAAAAAGAAGAACGUGUAGAAGGAAAACUUGCUAAGGAACAAGAAAAAGCGGAUAUACAUAGUAACCAACAGGCUGAGACAGAAAAGCUUGAGAAAGAACGUCUUGAGGCUGAAAAACUUGAAAAGGGUAAAGAUGAAGCUGUAAAGCUUGCUGAGACUGAAAAACUUGAGAAGGAGCAACUUGAGGCUGAAAAAUUAGCUCUGGAACAGUCUGGGGCUACAGAGGUUGAAAAAGAUCGAUCAGAGUCUGAAGGGCUGCAACAAGCGGAGUCUGAAGAAAUUAAGGAAGAGCCAGUUAAAACUGAACAACUAGUUCAGCAAGAAAACCUCACUAAGGAAAAAGAAGAGGAUGGACAACUUACUAAAAAACAGGAGGAAACUGAAAAUCUUGGAAAAGUUACUCCUGAAGAUAAAGUACUUACUCAGGAUCAAAUCGAGUCUGAUAAAAAACAACAAGAUGACGAUAAACUCGCUGAGGAACCGACCGAGGCUGAUAAACGUUCUAAAGCAGAGGCUGAAGCUGUAAAACUUGAAAAAGAACGGGUUGAGGCUGAAAAGAUUGCCAAGAAACAAGAAAACGAGCAGAUUGAAGCUGAAAAACUCGCUAAAGAACAAGCUGAAGCUGAAAGAGUUGAGAAGGAACGAUUAGAAGCUGAAAAGCUCGAGAAAGAACGACUUGAAGCUGAACAGCAAGAAAAAGAACGAGUUAAAUCUGAAAAACUCGCUAAACAAGAAGCUGAACGAGUUGAGAAGGAAAAACUUGAAGUUGAAAGGCUCGAGAAAGAGAGGCUUGACUCUGAAAACCAAGAGAAAGAGCGCCUAGAAGCUGAAAAGUUAAAGAAGGAGCGAGUUGAGGCUGAGGAGCGAGAGAAGGCGCGCCUAGAAGCUGAAAAGCUAGAGCAGGACCGCCUAGAAGCUGAAAAACAAGAAAAGGAGCGCAUUAAAGCUGAAAAACUUGCAAAGAAACAAGCAAAGGUUGAAAAACUCGCUAAGGAACAAGCUGAAGCUGAAAGACUUGAGAAAGAACGAUUAGAAGCUGAAAAACUCGAGAAAGAACGACUUGAGGCUGAAGAGCAAGAAAAGGAACGAGAUAGAUCUGAAAAACUCGCUAAAGAAGAAUCUGAACGAGUUGAGAAAGAACGACUUGAGGCUAAAGAGCAAGAAAAGGAGCGAGUUAAAGCUGAAAAAGUCGCUAAAGAAGAAGCUGAACGAGUUGAGAAGGAAAAACUUGAAGUUGAAAGGCUCGAGAAGGAGAGGCUUAAAGCUGAAAACCGAGAGAAAGAGCGAGAUGAGGCUGAGGAGCGAGAGAAGGCGCGCCUGGAAGCUGAAAAGCUAGAGCAGGACCGCCUAGAAGCUGAAAAGUUAGAGAAGGAGCGAGUUGAGGCUGAGCAGCAAGAGAAGGCGCGUCUGGAAGCUGAAAAGCUAGAGAAGGAGCAACUAGAGGCUGAAAAGCAAGAAAAGGAGAGAGUGAAAGCUGAAAAGCUCGCUAAGAAAAAAGCAAAGGCUGACAAACUCGCUAAGGAACAAGCUGAAGCUGAACGGCUUGAAAAGGAACGUCUAGAGGCUGAACAGGUGGAGAAAGAGCGCCUAGAAGCUGAUAAGUUAGAGAAGGAACGGCUUAAAUCUGAAAAGCUCGCAAAAGAAAGACUCGAAGCUGAAAAGUUAGAGAAGGAACGCCUUGAAGCUGAAAAGCUUGAGAAGGAGAGAAUUGAAGCUGAAAAGAUCGAGAAGGAGAGACUCGAGGCUGAAAAGCUCGCGAAGGAAAGACUUGAGGUCGAAAAGUUAGAGAAGGAACGGCUUGAAGCUGAAAAGCUUGAGAAGGAGAGAGUUGAAGCUGAAAAGAUCGAGAAGGAGAGACUUGAAGCUGAAAAGAUCGAGAAGGAGAGACUUGAAGCUGAAAAGAUCGAGAAGGAAAGACUUGAAGCUGAAAAGAUCGAGAAGGAAAGACUUGAAGCUGAAAAGCAAGAAAAAGAGAGAGUUGAAGCGGAAAAAAUUGAGAAGGAUAAACUAGAAGCUGAAAAGCUCGAGAAGGAGAGAGUUGAAGCUGAAAAGUUAGAGAAAGAGCGACUUGAGGUUGAAAAGCUGGAUAAGGAGCGGAUGAAAGCUGAAAAGCUAGCUAAGAAACAAGCAAAGGCUGAAAAACUCGCUAAGGAACAAGCAGAAGCUGAACAGCUUGAAAAGGAGAGACUUGAAGCUGAAAAGAUCGAGAACGAGAAACUUGAAGCUGAAAAACGAGAGCAAGAGCGCCUGGAAGCAGAAAAGCUAGAAAAAGAACGCCUAGAGGCUGAAAAACUAGAGAAGGAGCGCGUUGAGGAAGAACAGCGGGAGAAGGAACGCCUAGAAGUUGAAAAGGCAGAGAAGGAGCGCUUGGAAGCUGAAAAGCAAGAAAAGGAGAGAGUUAAAGCUGAAAAACUCGCAAAGAAACAAGCAAAGGCUGAAAAAUUAGCGAAGGAACAAGCUGCAGCUGAACGGCUUGAAAAGGAACGAUUAGACGCUGAAAAGCUCGAGAAGGAACGCUUAGAAGCCGAGAAGGUACAGAAGGAGCGCCUAGAAGCUGAAAAUCUAGAGAAGCAGCGCCUUGAAGCUGAAAAGCAAGAAAAGGAACGAGUUAAAGCUGAAAAACUCGCUAAAGAACAAGCUGAAGUUGAACGGCUCGAGAAGGAACGACUAGAGGCUGAAAAACUUGAGAAGGAUAAACUAAAAGCCGAAAAGGAAGAGAAGGAGCGAGUUGAGGCUGAAGAACAAGAGCAGGACCGCGUAGAAGCUGAAAAGCUCGAGAAAGAGAGACUCGAAGCUGAAAAACUUGAGAAACAGCGACUCGAGAUUGAAAAGCAAGAACAAGAGCGCGUGAAAGCUGAAAAGCUUGCCAAGAAGCAAGCAAAGGCUGACAAACUCGCUAAGGGGCAAGCUGAAGUUGAAAGGCUCGAGAAACAGAAGCUUGAGGCUGAAAAGUUAGAGAAAGAGCGACUUGAAGCUGAAAAACUUGAGAAAAAGCGACUUGAAGCUGAAAAACUCGAGAAAGAGCGACUUGAAGCUGAAAAACUUGAGGAUCAACAAGCUGAGGCUAAGAAACUCAAGAAACAGCAAGUAGAGGCUGAAGAACUUGAGAAAGGCGGGGCCGAAAAGAAAAGGCCUUCUAAGAAAAAGAAAAAAGACUCCGAACCCAAUUUGGAAGUGAACAAGACAGAAAAAGAUGAUGCAGUAAAGAUACAAGCCACUAACGGUGAAAAGUUUGAACAUAAUGAAACCGAAAAACUUCAGGAAGAUGUCGCAAAAACUAAGGAUGCUGAAAAAGAAAGCUCAGAGACUGAAAAGAAAAAGAAAGAGGGACUUGUAAAGGCAAAGGUGUCAAAAAGCAAAAAGGAUGAAGACGAGAAAAAUGGAGCAAAAACGAAAACUGACAAGCCCAAAAGGCUAAGUGCAGGUGAAGAACAACUACCUAAAGUAGAAGAAGGAAAAUCUAAACUGGAUCAUACCACAGAUAAUAAAGAAAAAGCCAAAGUGGAAAAACGUGAAAAAGAGGCCAAAGAAAAAGAACUAGAGAGCAAAAAAGAAAAAGAACGUCAAGAAGAAGAAAAGCUGAAAAAGGAAAAGGAUACUGAGAAAAGAGAGGAGAAGGUGAAACUUGCCGAAAAGAAACGAAAACAAGAAGAAAAAUUAAAACUAGAGCAAGAAGAAAAGGCAUUAAAAGAAAAAGAAGCGGCUGAGAAAAAGAAAAAGGAUGAAGAAAAAUUAAAAGAGAAAGAAAGAUUAGAAGCCAUAGAACGAGAAAAUAAAACUAAACAAGAAGAAGAAGAAAAACAAGAGAGGGAAAAGAAAAGAAUAGCAAGACUUGAAAAAGAAAAACAAGAAGAAAAAGUACGAGAAGAAGAAGAAAAAGCUCGACUUGAAAAGAAAAGGAUUGCCAAAAAGAAAAGAGAGGAAGAGGAAGAACGCAUGAAACUAGAAUCAGAGGCAUUAGAAAAGGCUCGUAAAGACGCAGCUAAGAAGAGGAAGGAAGAAGAAAAAGCUAGAUUCCUAAAAGAACAGGAAGAAAUCGAUAAACGUGAACAGGAGCUUAGAGAAAAUGAACGAAGAAUAAGACAAGAAAAACGACGUCAAAUUGAAGAACAGUUAUUUGAUGACAUUCAAAAGCCGUCAUCAACUUCUGAGGUACAAGUCUCCAAGCCCAGACGAACAACGAAUGGCGACGUGACUACCGCAACUGAUGUAGACGACCAUUACAUAAAAGAGUACCACUACGAACCAACCAGACAAAGUUCUGUCGAACGAACCAAAUUCGUGGACCACAACCACAGAGAUUACACCAUGGAAUUCUCACGACCACCCGGUUACAGAGAGAGAACUUUUGAACACGAAAAAUUCUCAGAAAGAGAGUCACUUGGCAGGAGUGGGACUAUCUACAAAGCUAAAACUUUGGUAUUAGACUCGCAGCUAAGAUCUUCAGCGCCACCGCAACCUGUCAGUAGCGACGAAAGGAGGACUGAAAGGUACGACAGGACGGAGUCUGACAAAAGGGUUGAGAGACAUAGGUCUAAAGCUUUAAGCGAAGCACGAAGCUUAGUUUCGGAAAAGCGCUCCGGGCUGUCUAGAGACCUGAAAAGAAAACCUGUAUUUUCUACUUACCUUACCGACAGAACUGCCGUUGAGGGCUCAAGGGUCAAGCUAACAUGUAGUGUCUUAUCGUCAUCUGAUCCUAAAAUUACUUGGUACAAAAAUGGCGUGCUUCUAGAUGACAAAUUGAAGUAUAGGACGAAGUUUAUCGAUGGGCUUAUUACACUUGAAGUUUUGAAUGCCGUUGUGAGUGAUUCAGCUGAAUACACGUGCACGGUUGAGAAUGAAAAUGGGUCUGUGAACACUGUUGCCAACCUAAAAGUGUACCCGAGCUUCGAAGCUUCUCCCAUCCCACCGACCUUCACUAGAUCUAUUCGCGAUACAUACCACUUGGCCGAAAACGAGCUGAUCCUAGAAUGCCGAAUCCGCGGCCAGCCGCUUCCUACGAUCACCUGGCUUAAAGACGACAAAGCCAUCACCACUAACGAGAGGUAUCAAGCCUACUACCUCGCUGAUGGCGUCUGCAGGCUGUCGAUCAGCUCGCCGACUCCAGAAGACAGCGGGAAGUACACGUGCAAAGCCGAGAACUCCGUGUGGACGGAUCAGAUCACACAUAUUGUUAGCUUUACUGGUAAAGAAAAUCGCCUCAGUCCAAACUUGGCCACGCGAGAAAGAUCUCACUUCAACCGCCAAGCUUUGGAAUCACGAAGACCUCACUUCACUAACGUUCUAUCAGACUACAAGGUCGUCAAAGGGGGCACUAUAGGCCUGCAGGUGGAAAUCCGAGGCUGCCCUACCAGGGUAGAAUGGCUCCGAGAAGGUCGCUCCGUCACUGAAGUCUAUAGGAACGCAAGAACGUUUGUAGAACAGGGUCUUUAUACUCUCGCCCUUUCGGAUGUCACUGAAAAGGAAUCUGGUCUAUACACAUGCAGAGCGUGGAGUACUCAUGGUAACGUUGAUAUGAAUGCUGCGAUCACCGUGGUACCUCCCACAGAACACGAAGGCAAGCCAGCUAUCAUAGCGGGCAGGCCUGAUAAGGAUAUUCUGAUAUCUGUUGGCGAAGAUGUCAAUAUUUCAUUCAGGGUUCAAGGCGAGCCUAAGCCUAAGGUGGUAUUCAUGAAAGGCAUUCGGGACAUCACGACCAGCCAGCGAGUCUGCAAGAUGACGUCCGAUGAUUACGUCAAGUUCACGUUGAAGAGAUCCGUGGUAUCUGACGCCGGUACUUAUUGCAUUCUUGCGAGGAACGCGUAUGGAUGCGACCGUGCGUUCGUCACUGUUGUGGUAAGACAGCGAGCUUCGUCCGAAAACUUAAUAUCAGACUGGACUUAUCCUUUGGAUGAUUCGGCUUUGUCCAUAUCUGAAAGGAAGUACAAAUCCGUGCCGGACCGCAUCCCGGGUGAGCCGAGCGUCGUGGACGGAGGCAACAACUGGGUCUCUCUCGCCUGGCCGAAAGCCGACCCCCGCGACACCGCCCCAGUGCUCGCCUACAAGAUAGAAAGCUGGCUUCUCGGCAAAGAAGGUGGAGCUCGCUGGGUUGAACUCGGCAUAACCCCCUUAAACUCGUUCGACGCUUUCAACCUAAAACAAGGCGAAGAAUACCACUUCCGAGUGACUCCUAGAAACAGAUACGGUUGGGGAGAAUCGGUGCAAACAUCAACACCAUUUGGCGUUGGUCUAGCUGGAGACCGACCGGAGUUUGUGGAGAUCUUGCCAGGACAACUGAAGGUGUUAGCGGGCGAGACGGCGAACUUAAGCUGCAGUGUGAAGGGCAAGCCGGUGCCUGAAAUAGUUUGGAUGAAGAAUGGGCACGAGAUUGAGGAAGAGAGCCGGAUGACGACUCUGUACAACGGUCAAGACUGUUCGUUGACGAUCAAGGGCAUUUGUAUUGAAGAUGAGGCGAGAUACAGCUGCGAGGCGUCCAAUGUCCACGGCAGAGCGUCGACGUAUGCGAGACUGGCCGUCGUUACAGACAGACUCAUAUGGGAAGCUGAUGCUAAGCUUAAGAGAGAGCGUUCUCAAGAUGCAGAAGGUGACUACCCUCCCCAGUUUACGAUGCGCCUCCGAGACCGUCGCGUGCAGGCCACGUACCCUGUGCGACUGACGUGCCAGGUCGUCGGCAACCCGCCGCCGACCCUCAACUGGUUUAAGGAUGGAGAGCAUUUGGUGCUUGACAGUCGGCGCAGCGUCUACCAGGACGAACACUUCCAUACGCUUGAAAUAGCCCCCACGACUCUAGAAGAUGGAGGGGUGUAUGAGGCCAUGGCCAGGAACAGCAGUGGAGCCGUCAGCUGCCGAUGCAGCCUGGUGGUAGACAAGGGCAUUAGGGCAUACGUGGCUCCCGAGUUCUGCUGUGGGCUUGAGCCUCUCUACAGAUUGCGUGAAGGUGACGAGCUCCGAAUAUCAGCCGUGGUAGAAGCCUACCCGUCCGUUGGCGUGACUUGGUACCGCGAUGGCGUCAGGCUCCGUCCAAGCCGCCGCGCCAUCAUGACACUAGACCGUGACGGACAGAUAGAACUGGCUCUCGCAUUCGUCACGUGCAGAGAUGCAGGAGUGUACACCUGUACCGCUUCUAAUGAGGUGGGGAGAGCCUCAACUUCGGGGAAGGUGGAAGUAGUGGCUGGGGCACAGCCUCGAGAGAAGAGGACGCCGCCAGUCGUGAUUAAUGCACCUGAUGAACGGUACUCAAAAGAACCGAUGUUCGUCCGAAAGCCGCGCUCCAGCGAAGCCAGGGAGGGUGACACUGUCAUCAUAGCAUGCGAAGUGAUUGGGGAUCCCAAACCUGAUGUGUACUGGCUACGCGACUUCUUAAAGCCGGACUACUACCGCGACGCAACACAUUUCAAGCGCGUUGGAGACGGACCUGAGUAUCGAUUCGAGAUUCCCCACGCUAAGCUCGAUUACACUGGAGCUUACUCCGUAGUCGCCAGGAAUGUGCACGGAGAGGCUAAGGCGAUUAUAUCCUUGCAGAUUAAGGCUAAAGAUCCAUCAUCAACAGAUGAUACACAUAACGUCAGAUACGGGCGAGUGGAAGUGAUCCCCCGUUUCGAGAGGGAGCUGACAGAUUUGCUGUCAUACGACGGAGAUGCGGUGGAGUUCGAGUGUCACGUCACUGGCAACCCCGAGCCUGAUAUCAGGUGGUUCCACUAUAAUGAGUUAAUUCGAGACUGCGAUGACUUCGAGUCGACGUUCGAAGAGGGCGCCGCUCGGCUCAAGAUCAAACAAGUGACGGCGGAGGACGAAGGAACUUACUCUUGCGAGGCUUCUAACAAUCUUGGCAAGGCAACCUCUAGUGCCUGCCUCGUUGUUUACCCUCCUGGUGAGCCGAACACCCUGAGUCAGCGUCUGCGCAGACCGCCAGCGUUGCUCUCAGCAGCCUCCACGCCUCGGUCCACGCCGCGGAGUACUCCUGCCAGAUCCGUCUCCAGAACUCCUGGUCCUGACACCCGCCGUCUCUGCAGCCCCACCAGACAAAUGGCCCCCUCCUUCUACACAUAUCCCUUCAAUAAGGUCGUGGAAGAGGGUGAAAAUGUUACCUUCAAAUGCGCAGUCAAAGGCCAGCCCGCACCCUGGGCUACCUGGGACAAAGACGGGAUAAUCAUCACACCUUCUGCAAGAUUCACCAUCAAGGAAAAAGACGAACUAUUAAGAAUUCUAGAAAUUGAACAAGUUACGAUAGAAGAUGUUGGAGUAUAUAGGAUUACUAUUGAAAAUGAAUUCGGAAGGGCUGAAGCGUCGGCAAGACUUGAGGUUAUAACGCAGAAAGGAAAGUUUUACGCUGGUGUUAGAGCUUACAGUGCGUCUCCAAGAAAAUCGCUGACUUACAGGAGGUACCCGUCGGUUCCGAGACAAGACUGAGGAGCUGGGAAAAGGAACGACACGUGUGAAGAUUAUAAUAAUUACCUAUAAAUGAAGUAAUUUGUUUUUGUUCUAUUGUAAUUUAUUUUCUGUGCAUUUUAUUUAUUACUUUUUUACUCGUAUGACGUAACUUUGUUUUCAUUUCAAAGUAAGAAAAGUUAAGUUUUUGUUUUUUUUUUCUGUUAGGUUAUUCUAUGAAGGUCGGUUUUCAUGUCACAUUUAAAAAUAAACUAUGGAAAAGUAAAUAACUAUUUGUAUGUAGGGUUUGCGAUUUCGUAUUUAUUAUGAUUUGUAUAGGAAUUUAGAAAGAUAAAAAUGCGCCCAGUUAUGUCGGGUUUUGUCUUAUAUGUGUAUUAAAUUACAUUGCACUAUAAGCAACUAAAACUUGUGGCUUAGUACUAAUUAUUUGAAAACUCAUUUUUAGGCUUUAAAAAUUAAGUUUGUUGUUCUAGUCGAAACUGGAUUUGCUUGCGAUUAGGCUAUUACCUAUUAUAAGUACAAAUAAACCAAAAAUAUAUGGGAAUUGAUGUUAUUUCUGCUGCUGGUUAUGUCUCAUUAGAGACUCCAUUUAUGAAUCACGUUGAGUGAAAAUUCUAUUGACAUGUAAAUCGAUCUUACUGACAUUAGUUUUAGAUAUAUUAUAAAAGUAUUACUUGUAAAGAUUUAUUCAGCGUUGCCUUUAAGUAUGAUAGUCCACAGUUAGGACCUCGGGGUAUUGGAAUUUUCAAAUAAAUUUUAUGACGAGUUA